UCACCUUUGUGUGGGAUAGUCAACGCAUUUGCUCUGACAUCCUUUCUAUGAAGCAGUGCAGUGACAGCUGGAAGUUGCUUUCAAGAAGUCAUCUCAAAGGCAGUUUCAAAGGUGGUCUGACAGUAUCCAACAUCUUAACUUUUCUCAGCACAGAAGACAAAUCACCUUGAAUUUCUCAAUUUUCCGAGUUUGUGACAAUGACAACUUAUUUUGGAGUUACCUCAGCAGUGUUUUCAGUCUGGGUUAUGACAUUCAUGACUCAAAAUUACUUUAUAACAGGUUCCACACUUCCACCUUGCAGGAUCACAGGUGUAGGUCUUUAUCUUGAGGAGAAAGUGAAUUUCUCAGAAGCAAGUACUGCAUGCAAUCAAUUGAAUCUACAACUGGCAAGUAAAGACCAGGUUGAAAAGGCUUUGAAACAUGGCUUUGAAACAUGCAGCUACGGAUGGGUGAAAGAUGGAUUGGUUGUAAUUCCUCGGUUAAUAUCCAACAAGAAAUGUGGUAAGGGCAAUGUUGGACUGGUGCCAUGGUAUGCUGAACACUUUAAAACAUUUAUGGUUUACUGCUUCAAUUCUUCAGAUGUUCAAAUUAAUUCAUGUAUACCAGAUCCAACUACAAGUAGACCAUCAUCAAGUGCACCAACGGACUUAACUGCCUCUUCAGGCUCAGGUUUAACUGAAAACAUCACAGUAGUGCCUAACGCAACUGAGACGGAACGAGCCUUGAAAAAUGUGAAAUUUCGGGUGAUAUGUGUAACUGAAACAAUAUUACCAACAGAGGGGACUACUACAAAAAUGCCAGAGGAAUACUCACCAAUUGACUCUCCUAACUACACUUCCCGUGCUGGCUUUAAGAACGAUGGCGUUGCCUUUGGAGGUAUCCCCACAGCACUCCUUGUACUGGCAGUCAUCUUCUUCAUUAUUUCAGUUGUUCUAGCAGUCUGCUAUAUCAAAAAGUACAAGACAACCUUCCCAUUUUCAUACAAGAAUCAGAAAAAAGAAAUGGUUGAAACUACAGCUCUCAAAGAGGCUGAGUCAAAUGACAAGACACCUGAGAAGGAAACAAAGAAUAAUGGAAAAAAGGUAGAAGAGUCCAAAUCCAAGCCUGAGGCCACAGUAAAAUGUUUAGAAGCAGAAGUUUAAGAGGAAGAACGUACACUUCUUUUUAGAAAUACAUAAAGCAAAGCACACAACUUAGCAAUGCUUUUAAACAUUGGUGACUGUAAAUACUCAUGAAUUAAUAUUUUGUCUAUCUUAACAUACGAAAAUGUCUUUUUUAAUAAUUACAACUGUAAAUGCUCUUGCAAAAGAACAUGGUCUCUUAUUUACCUGAAAUAAAUGAAACAUCCAUAUUACAGCUCAUUUUUCUUAAUAAAGAAGUAAACAGGAAUCUGCUGUUAAUGACAUACAGUGUGUAAGUAUUUCCACAGAAUUCAGAUCAAUAUGUAAUGAAAAAUUCCUUUUUAUCUGGCUGGAGGAUGUCUGCUAACUUAAUGUCUAAAAUAAAAUGAUAUUGUAGCUCUUUA
Molecule: messenger RNA, 1525 nt
Organism: Cygnus olor (mute swan)
Lineage: Eukaryota; Metazoa; Chordata; Aves; Anseriformes; Anatidae
Gene: LYVE1
Product: lymphatic vessel endothelial hyaluronan receptor 1
Exons: 6
Coding region: 198-1142 (314 amino acids)
Biological process (GO): cell adhesion
Cellular component (GO): plasma membrane
Molecular function (GO): transmembrane signaling receptor activity; hyaluronic acid binding
Source: RefSeq, a predicted model, not a curated record